Molecule: messenger RNA, 5016 nt
Organism: Biomphalaria glabrata
Lineage: Eukaryota; Metazoa; Mollusca; Gastropoda; Planorbidae
Product: ammonium transporter Rh type A-like
Exons: 10
Coding region: 425-1939 (504 amino acids)
Biological process (GO): ammonium transmembrane transport; ammonium homeostasis
Cellular component (GO): plasma membrane
Molecular function (GO): ammonium channel activity
Source: RefSeq, a predicted model, not a curated record
ACAUAUGUAAGGUCCAGUAUAGUUUAAUAAACCAGCGGGCGAGGUCUUCUCUUUUCUCUCCAUCUCUCAGCCUCUCUCUUUCUCUCUCCCUCUUACUCUCCCAUCCACUUCUCGACUCUCUCUCUCUCUCUCUCUUCUUUCUCUGUGCAGGAGUGAAUCUACGCAUGGCCUGGUAACCUUACAAAACUAUCAUGUGGAUGGUUGUGUAAGUCGGUUAUAUUUUUUAAAGCGCCGACAGAAGUGACUUAGUUCUAUAGUAGACAUAGUGCAUACAUUUAGAUAGAUUCUCCAGUGCGGAAAUAUUUGUGAUACUUUAAAUAUUCGUCUGUGGUUUUAUUAUCUGCCCCUCGAUAUUUAAAUACUGCUCUGGGAAGCAAGAUAAACGUGACAUAGUACGCCAUAGGUUAAAGGCGUUUCCACCAUCAUGGUGUCUGUCUGGCUGAGCAAGCUCAAGUUCCCAUUGACCAUUGCGAUACUUCAGGUCUUGUUCAUCAUCCUGUAUGCCGUCUUCAUCGACUAUGACGCCACUGCCAGUCCUCCCAAGACCUUGGUCAACUCCACGCAGGAGGAGUCAGGGGCGGCGAUGGUGCACAAGUACUAUGCAAUGUUUCAGGAUGUCCACGUCAUGAUGUUCAUUGGCUUCGGCUUCCUGAUGAUGUUUCUUCGUCGCUAUGGUUUCAGCAGCGUCGGGCUGAAUAUGCUGAUAGCGGCGCUGUGCAUUCAAUGGUCAACUCUGAUUGGUGGAAUUAUCCAUCACCAUGGCGACACAUUCACAGUCAGCAUAACAACAAUGUUGACCUCUGACUUUGCGUCAGCAAGUAUAUUGAUCACAUUUGGCGCGCUUUUGGGUAAGACCAGCCCAUUACAGAUGGUUUUCGUGACUAUGUUUGGGAUCGUCCUGUUCGCUGCGAAUGAAUACAUCGGACUUGUUGUGUUGCAGGCGGUGGAUGUUGGUGGCUCAAUGUUCGUCCACGCGUUUGGGGCAUACUUUGGCUUGACCAUCUCUCGAGUGCUGUACAACGCAGAAGUAGAGCAGUCCAAGAAAGAGAACUCUGUCUAUCACUCGGAUAUGUUUGCAGUCGUUGGCACCAUCUUCCUGUGGCUGUUCUGGCCGAGCUUCAACAGCGCCCUGGCAGUGGAAGACGCCCAGCACAGGGCAGUUCUCAACACUUAUUACGCCUUGGCGGCUUGUUGUUUGGUCACAUUCGCCAUCUCCAGCCUUGUGGACAAAGACGGCAAAUUUGACAUGGUUCACAUUCAGAAUGCGACACUAGCAGGUGGGGUGGCGGUGGGCACCAGCGCUGAUAUGAUGAUACGCCCUUACGGUGCUCUUAUUAUCGGCUCGGUGGCUGCUGUGUUGUCGACCUUGGGCUACAAGUAUGUCACGCCGUUUCUGAAGUCCAAGCUGAAAAUCCAUGACACAUGCGGUGUUAACAAUCUUCACGGCAUGCCAGCAAUCAUGGCUGGUUUGGCUGGAGCUAUAACUGUAGCCAUGGCAGACACAGACACUUAUGGUUAUACAUUGUAUCGACAGUUUCCUGCAAUGGCGCCGGAAGAAUCAACACAAGAGCUAGCAGAACUGAACAAAGUUCAUCAAAUCGAGGCCGGGCAAGGGAGAUCAGCAAAGGAGCAGGCUGUCUUCCAGCUUAUCGCCCUGGUGGUCACCCUUGGUUUCGCUUUAGUUGGCGGUCUGUUUGUCGGUCUCCUUUUGAAAUACUGCCAAUUCCUGGGCCAGCCAUCAGGAGAUAAAUUCUUUGAUGACAGUCUGUCAUGGCAUGUCCCGCCUGAGAGUAACAGCGAAGCAUCGCUAGACGGACACGGCGCCAACAGCUCGGCCAGCAAGGCAGACACCAGCAGAUCCGUCUUGUUCUCUGGACACGUGGACAAGGGAGACAUGACACUGGAAGAGAGCGCCUUCCUGAGCGAUGACAAAGUGUAGACUUAAACACACACACACACACGAUAUUCAUCACUUCCAGGUUUCUUCUUGUUUGUCGGCAAUUCUACAACAACAGUUGUGUUGUACUAAUAUGCAUGUUGAUGUGUUGUAUAUAGUUGACAUACGUAUUAGGAUUCUCAGGAGUUGACUGAGUGCGUUAUACUGUUGGUAGUAGACUUAUGUCGCAGUAUUCUAUAUUCUCUGACAUGACAAAUAACUAUAAAUAGCUGUUUAUGAUUAUCCGGUUUUCAAAAUAUUGGGAAGUGUUAAUAAGUAUUUGUCUUUAAUGAUAGAUGUGAUCAUUUUUUGUGCAUUUUGGGCUAAAAACUAAAUCUAAAUAUUUGAAGCGAUGAGACGACGGCCAUGAUUAAUAUUAUGGAAACCGUCAAAAACAACAAAAAAUAGAUCUUGAUCACAGACCUAUAUAUAUAUACUCUGUGUCUAUGCUUCGGAGAACUCCAAUCUUGUAGUUUGUUUUUAAUUUUCAAAACUAAAGAUCAUGCGACUUUCCAGAUUUAAUAAAAGCACUUGUAACAGAAAUACCAUGUUUUCAAGUUACAGGAAAUUAAUUUGAUCUCCCAGUCUAGAUCUAUAUAUUUUAUUUCUAUAGUCUGAACUCUUCCAUUUGUAGCACAAAAUACUAUCAAUAUAGAAUAAGUAUUAGAGGUUCGCUUGAUGACAGUCUCGCAGUUAAAAAACGUAUUUAAAAACCAAUGAACAACUAACUAGUGGUAAUUGGGCAGACUUGAUAUGAGGAUAAACUGGGGGUUUUAUUUGGAGAUAAUUAGAUGAUAUUUUAAACAUUUCCUUUUAUUGUAUCCAUUUCUUUGAAACCUCUCCAAAGUCAUCCUCUUUUCAUUUUCUUACACUAUAUCGCCCCCACAUUUGUCUAGAUCGCUUUCAUUUCUUUUUCAGUAUUACUGUAUCUUAUUUCCUGAAGGAUUUUGUGUUGAUCUUAAGUAUUGAAAUGUAAAUGAAGGAGCGUACUACCGAGUGUCCACUGUAUUUAGCAAUGUGAAAUAUUGAUGAACAUUAUGCUUUGGUAAUGAAGCUUUAAUAGAGCUGUUCAUGUGUUUCAAUAAGGGCGAUGGUUAUUCGUAAACUGCGAGAUACAACUUAUAGUAAACUGUUGAAAACUAUGGUAGUUGGUUGGGCUAUGAAUUUAAAGUAGCCUACACAUUCAAUGCAGCGAUUCACAUGCAGCAGUUUCUUUUGUAAAUGUUAUAUCAUCUUUAGAAAGAAACAAAUGUUCAUCACCUCAUCUGUUGCUCUUUCAUUAUUAUUUUUUUAUUAUUUUUUUUUUGCAUUUAGUAGGCAAAUAAAAAGUUGAAGUUCUAAUGCAAAAAAAAAAAGACUAAUCAACAUGCAAGACUUGACUAACACAUGAUAUGCGUAAGACGUAGCUUUCUCCAGUUUAUGAAGGAACGUCUGUAAUGACAAGAACUAAGACUAAGACUAGAAUUUAGUACUAAGACUGCUAUAUAGAUCCUACUGGAAUUAGUACUAAGACUGCUAUAUAGAUCCUACUGGAAUUAGUACUAAGACUGCUAUAUAGAUCGUACUGGAAUUAGUACUAAGACUGCUAUAUAGAUCGUACUGGAAUUAGUACUAAGACUGCUAUAUAGAUCCUACUGGAAUUAGUACUAAGACUGCUAUAUAGAUCCUACUGGAAUUAGUACUAAGACUGCUAUAUAGAUCCUACUGGAAUUAGUACUAAGACUGCUAUAUAGAUCCUACUGGAAUUAGUACUAAGACUGCUAUAUAGAUCCUACUGGAAUUAGUACUAAGACUGCUAUAUAGAUCCUACUGGAAUUAGUACUAAGACUGCUAUAUAGAUCCUACUGGAAUUAGUACUAAGACUGCUAUAUAGAUCCUACUGGAAUUAGUACUAAGACUGCUAUAUAGAUCCUACUGGAAUUAGUACUUAGACUGCUAUAUAGAUCCUACUGGAAUUAGUACUAAGACUGCUAUAUAGAUCCUACUGGAAUUAGUACUAAGACUGCUAUAUAGAUCCUACUGGAAAUCUAUUGGUAAUCUGUGAUUACAAGUACUUUUUGUUCAGUUUAAAAUUAAAGAAGAUACAACAAAGAGGUAUUCUAAUGAAUCGCAUAAUGAAUCACGAUAUCAAUCUGACAUGUUUGGUUUAACUGCAUGUUAUUUUCAGCUGGAGAUAAGAUGUCAAAGCAAAAAAAAAGUAAACGCCGUGAAAGUUUGAUUAGGACACAGUUAGGGACUUUACAUUUCCGACAUGCUUGUUCCAAACUGUAUAACCUCAGAAAAAAAACACUAUAGAACUGAGUCUCUGUGGUUUUAUUAUCCACCAACAAAGUCUACCUUAAACGCUAUAAAAAUCUACUUCGUUUUUUGUUAAAUACCAACAAAGUCUUGUCAUGUUGCUAGGAACAUUGGCUGAGUCAAUUUGCCAUUGAACUAUCGAAGUAUAGAGUCAAGCUACGAAACCAAGCAACAUUUGACUAAUAGUAUAAUUACCAUGUAUGGGUUGAAUUGUUUAAUUUGAAGAAUGAACAAAAUAAUCUCUAGUCAUAAUCUAUAACCUACAUUAUAUACAUAUAACACUAUAACUACAUUACAAUUGUUCUCUAUAAAGAAUGUACACUAUUGCUAAAGAUGAAUUGAAGAUUUUAAUCAAUCAUUUGGUCUAGAAAAGAAAAACAAUGGAUACAUUUGUAAAAAAUCAAUUCCUUAUUUAUGUUCAAUCAAAAUCGGGUCUAAUCGUAUCGGAUGGGAUCGUCGUUGGAAAAAAAUUGAUUAGUCUGCUGAAAAUCAAGACAUUCGCGUUUUUUUUUGGUGCGUUGCUCUAUAGACUUUUGCAUGUAUUGUGGCCUUCGGUUUUAAGUGGUCAGAAAAUACCCCAUUACCGGAUAGAUCUGUCCCAAAACUCUGCCAGUUUUUUGAGAAUUUCCAUACUUCCAACUUCGACCAACAAGUUUCUUCUUUCCAAUCCCAAUAAAACAGACUGUACUUGAAUGGGAAGAAUAGCCUACAACAUUUCAAAAUUUGAUGGCUGAAAAUGUAAAAUAAGGUCAUCAAGAAAAUGUCAAUGAUAUGUUCAUUUU